Centropristis striata (black sea bass) is the source of this 10282-nucleotide messenger RNA. It is a transcript of the gene mast1a, whose product is annotated as microtubule associated serine/threonine kinase 1a. Bases 1074 to 6269 code for a protein of 1731 amino acids. Gene Ontology annotation, biological process: peptidyl-serine phosphorylation; intracellular signal transduction. The transcript has 27 exons. NCBI's taxonomy places the organism in Eukaryota, Metazoa, Chordata, Actinopteri, Perciformes, Serranidae. The record is from RefSeq and is a predicted model, not a curated record. Gene Ontology annotation, molecular function: ATP binding; protein serine/threonine kinase activity; protein binding.
CGUUUUUCGCGAGAAAUCAAUGUUACACCAGAGAAGAACAGAGUGAACACAUCGUGUAUCUGUGAGAUCACGGGAAAACAGACAAAUCUGACUACCGGAGGACGAAAACGUGAAGUGAUUAACCUGCUUUCACUGUCGAUGUGCGUGUGUACGUAUGUGUGUAUUUCACCAGAGGGACGUAUAGAGUCGCCACAGAUUUUCAUUGAUGUCGCCUUUUUCUAAUGCACAGACGCUCUGACAGCGUGUGGAUGUGUCAGAUAAUCGAGAUUCGUAGUUGUGCAAUAAUGUGCAAUAUGCACGCAAUGAACUCCGCGUACAUGCACGCACUGGUGCCUGCUCGGCACACAGACUGUGUUUGAAUGCUGCCUGUGGACUCUAACAUGUAACGGAUUUCUGCACCGACGGAGGAUCGUUGUGAUAGAAGCAUUUUUUACAGGAUGACAGCAGUUGGGUUGAUUAUGUCUGUUACUGGCGCAAUGAGCUGCUUGUAGUUUUAAAAGAUUGUGUUUGUUUUUGAACUGAGAUUCCCACUGGAUGUCUCCGGGGGUGAAAGAUGUGUGUGAACUUGUUUGGUUUAUCUAAUCUGCAGUGUGAUUGGCUUCGGUCUGACAGUCUGGGCUGCUCGGGUUUCUUCUCAGUCUCUCAGCUGGACUUCAGCUCAUGCACUGCACACUGAUCGCUCCGUGCAGCCUCUCGCUUAUUCAGCAGUUCCCACCACACAGCAGCCUAGUCAGUAGUCUCCGUCAGUCUCUGCCAGCGAGGGACAGCAGCGGCACUUUUAUAUACUUUGAUCAGAUUGGCUAGUGUAGGUUUUUUGUAUGGUUUUAAGAUUUCUUGUAUGCUAUUAUUGGACAAAAGAGCAGCAAACAGUCCUGACUGAAUUCGAUAUCACCUGCUUCUCGUCGGGGAAGGAUGUUAAAAGCAGCCGACAGUCCGCCAAGCAUUUCGGUUUAGUAGUAAAUUGACUCUCGUUGAAAGCCACGCGAGAGUCGGGCUUCUUCCCGCACCCUGUCACCUGGAAACCACAGGAGCCCACGAGACACUCCGACAGGUGUGAACCCCCGACACACGCCAUGGAUGACUCUGGGAUCAUCCGAAGACGGAGGCUGCAGAAGGAUUUACCUCUGCCGCGAAAAAGUAGCAGUUGCAGAACCAGUAACCGGAAAAGCCUCAUCCUGACCAGCACAUCGCCCACUCUGCCGCGGCCGCACUCUCCACUGCCAGGACACAUAGGAAGCAGUCCGUUGGACAGCCCGCGCAACUUCUCACCAAGCGGACCCGCCCACUUCUCCUUCGCCUCCUCUCGCAGGGCUGAUGGUCGUCGAUGGUCCCUGGCUUCUCUGCCUUCCUCAGGAUAUGGCACCAAUACACCCAGCUCAACGUCGUCCAGCUCGUCCCAGGAGCGUCUGCACCAGCUGCCCUUCCAGCCGACCAUGGACGAGCUGCACUUCCUGUCCAAGCACUUUGGCAGUACUGAGAGCAUCACGGACGAUGACGGGGGCCGACGCUCGCCGCACGUCCGCCCUCGCUCUCGAAGCCUCAGCCCGGGGCGCUCUCCAUCCUGCUAUGACAAUGAAAUAGUGAUGAUGAACCAUGUCUACAAGGAGCGCUUCCCCAAGGCCACAGCUCAGAUGGAGGAGAGGCUGGCAGAGUUCAUCCACAACUACUGCCCAGAGAGCGUUCUGCCGCUGGCAGACGGGGUCCUCAGCUUCAUCCACCACCAGGUUGCAGAGCUGUCCAGAGACUGCCUGACCAAAUCCCGCGAGGGUCUCAUUACCAGCGUCUACUUCUGUGAACUGCAGGAGAACCUGGAGAGGCUGCUGAACGACGCCUAUGAGCGCUCGGAGAGUUCGGAGCUCACCUUCGUCAUCGAGCUGGUCAAAAAGCUCUUCAUCAUCAUAUCUCGUCCAGCCAGGCUCCUCGAGUGUUUGGAGUUCAACCCUGAGGAGUUUUACCAUCUGCUGGAGGCAGCGGAGGAUCACGCCAAAGAAGGACAACUGAUGAAGGCAGACAUCCCUCGAUACAUCAUCAGCCAGCUGGGGCUGACCAGAGACCCACUGGAGGAAAUCGUGAGCCUUGACAGCUACGACAGCGAGGGUCCACACACUCCAGAGACCGAUGACUCAGCAGAGGGAAAAGGGAGAGCCAUCAAGCCACCGAGUGAAGAAGAUUUUCAGAGCAUCAAACUGAUCAGCAAUGGUGCUUAUGGUGCUGUCUACCUGGUGCGCCACAGAGAGACACGUCAGCGUUUUGCCAUGAAGAAGAUCAACAAGCAGAAUCUGAUCCUGAGGAACCAGAUCCAGCAGGCGUUUGUAGAGAGAGACAUCCUCACCUUCGCAGAGAACCCGUUUGUCGUCUCGAUGUUCUGCUCCUUUGAAACGCGGAGACAUCUGUGCAUGGUCAUGGAAUAUGUGGAGGGUGGAGACUGUGCCACUUUGCUGAAGAACAUCGGGGCUCUGCCUGUGGAGCUGGCAAGGAUGUACUUUGCUGAGACAGUUUUAGCUCUGGAAUACCUGCACAACUAUGGCAUCGUCCAUAGAGACCUCAAACCUGACAAUCUACUGAUCACCUCCAUGGGUCACAUCAAGCUCACAGACUUUGGCUUGUCGAAGAUGGGUCUAAUGAGCCUCACCACCAACCUGUACGAGGGACACAUUGAAAAAGAUGCCAGAGAGUUCCUGGAUAAGCAGGUGUGUGGAACUCCAGAGUACAUCGCUCCAGAGGUGAUUCUCCGUCAGGGCUAUGGGAAGCCGGUGGACUGGUGGGCCAUGGGCAUCAUCCUCUAUGAGUUCCUGGUGGGCUGCGUGCCUUUCUUCGGAGACACACCGGAAGAGCUGUUUGGCCAGGUCAUCACAGACAAUAUAGUUUGGCCAGAUGGUGAUGAUGCCUUGCCUGCGGACGCCCAGGGCCUCAUUUCUGCCCUGCUGCAGACCAACCCUCUUGUGAGGUUGGGAACAGGCGGAGCGUUUGAGGUGAAGCAGCAUGCAUUCUUCACAGAGCUGGACUGGAACAGUCUGCUGAGGCAGAAGGCAGAGUUUAUCCCUCACCUGGAGUCAGAGGAGGACACCAGCUACUUUGAUACCCGCUCAGAUCGGUAUCAUCACAUCAAUACGUAUGACGAGGAUGACACCAAUGACGAUGAGCCAGUGGAGAUCAGACAGUUCUCUUCCUGUUCUCCUCGUUUCAGCAAGGUGUACAGCAGCAUGGAACAUCUGUCUCAGCUGGAGCAGAAAGCGACGACCUCCGUGUCUCGCCGGGAGCACAAGGGCCCGCGGGAGGACAAGGUGACCAAGAGAGAGAGCCUGGGGAGCUUCAGCAUGAGAGAUAAGAGCUGGAGGACCGGAUCUCCUGAGAUGAAGCGCCUGUCUUGUUCAGAGUCCCUCUACAUGGAGGGGGAUGCGAGCCCUCCUCUUGCUGCUCGCAGACGUUUCUCAGCGCUGAUGGAUACACAUCGUUUCGCCUCACCCCAAGACGGUGAGCCGGACUUCCUGACCCGCCAAGUGCCCAUAAAGGUCCGUGGAACCUCGCUGGAUGGGACCAGUGUGCCCUCACCGAGCCUCCUGGAGCAGAGGAACAGCUUGAAGGAGCUCAACGGAGCAGACAAAUCCCCAAGACACGGAGAGACACCAGGAGUUACCGCGGCCAUUGGCACAUUAUCCCCGGGUCCUGCAGUAGCCGGUCGUGAUGUCAUGACUCCUCUGUAUGACCCUCUGGGGCCCCGGGCCACCAAUGACCUAGUCCUCCGCAGGGCGCGCCAUCAGCAAUUAUCUGGUGAUGGAGAGAAACGCAACUCCAGAGCAGGGAACAAGGUCAUCAAGUCAGCAUCUGCCACGGCCCUGUCUGUCAUCAUACCAUCAGUGGAGCAGCAUGGAGGCUUCUCUCCGCUCGCCAGCCCCAUGUCUCCCCACUCCUUCUCCUCCAACCCCUCGUCCCGUGACUCGUCACCCAGCAGAGAUUUCUGCCCGGCUGUCAGCGUGCUGCGCUCUCCCAUCACCAUCCACCGCUCCGGAAAGAAGUACGGCUUCACUCUCCGGGCCAUCAGGGUCUACAUCGGAGACACUGACAUCUACAGCGUGCAUCACAUUGUCUGGCAUGUGGAGGACGGUGGCCCUGCACAGGAAGCUGGCCUGUGUGCUGGUGACCUCAUCACCCACGUCAACGGGGAGUCUGUCCACGGUCUGGUCCACACUGAAGUGGUAGAGCUCAUCCUCAAGAGUGGAAACAAGGUGACUGUGACGACCACGCCCUUUGAGAACACCUCCAUUAAAGUGGGUCCUGCCCGCAAGGCCAGCUACAAAUGUAAGAUGGCCCGACGGAACAAGAGGACCAUGGGCAAGGACAGCCAGGAGAGUAAGAAGCGCAACUCCUUGUUUCGUAAGAUCACAAAGCAGUCGAAUCUGCUGCACACCAGCCGCAGCCUGUCCUCUCUGAAUCGCUCUCUGUCCUCCAGUGAGAGUCUUCCUGGGUCCCCAACUCACAGCUUGUCUGCCCGGUCCCCGACUCAGGGCUACCGCUCCACCCCUGAGCCCUCAUAUCUGGGUGCUUCCUCCCAGAACAGCUCUCCAGCUUCCAGCACUCCAAACUCCCCUGCUCCCUCUCAGCACAUGAGGCCCAGCUCCCUGCACGGGCUCUCCCCUAAACUCCACCGCCAGUAUCGAUCGGCCCGUUGUAAGUCUGCAGGUAACAUCCCUCUGUCCCCGCUGGCCCACACACCUUCCCCAACCCAGUCUUCGCCUCCACCAUUGCCUGGCCACACUGUCGGGAGCUCCAACACCACUCAGUCAUUUCCUGUCAAGCUCCACUCCUCGCCACCGGUGGUCCGUCCCAGGCCCAAGAGUGCUGAACCCCCUCGAUCACCCCUUCUCAAACGGGUGCAGUCAGCAGAGAAGCUGGGCUCGCCUCUGACCCAGUCCAGCUCUACAGGAGGGCUGGGGGGUCCGCUGAGGAAGCACAGCCUUGAGGUGCAGCACUCUGAGUACCGUAAGGAUGCCUUCCUCUGUGAGCUCGGCCUCCAGAGCCUGCUGGAGACGGACGGGGAAAACUUGCCUCCUAAUCCUCCUCCCCUGCCCUCAUCCUCUACGUCACCAGAGACCGGCGUCCUGAAGCCUGUGAGGAGACUCGGGAGACAGGAGUCACCGCUUAGCAGGGAAACACUGCUGGCUGGGAGGGAGAGGGAAGAGAGGGAGAGAGGAAGGGAAAGGGAGAAAGAGAGGGACACUGACACCGGGUCAGUCCUGGAGAGACUGGGUCGGGUUGGAGCUACAGUAACCCAGUCAUCAUUAACAAGAAAACCUCAUACAAGUGAGCUGGCCUUCAGCUCACAGGCUGGCCACAGCUCCAGAGUAAACACAGAAGCCACUAAAGCUACGACUCCUAGCACCCCUACCAAAACAACAGGAAGCCUAGGUGGUCAAAAGGGACUUGAAAAGAUCCCCCAGAGUCCGUCAGACUUACCUUCAAAACAGCAAGAAUCUAAGGCAGCAGAGAAAAGUGUGUUACCUAAUAGAAAAGACCCCCAGGAGCAGCUGUGGGGAAGAACUGAACCAAAACAGGAAACAGACAACAGGAGUCGUCCAGGUUUAGCUGCUGCUGCCUUCAACAAGAGCUCUAAUUCAAUUCCAGAUAAACACAUCGGCAUCAACGCGACAGUGAAAACAGUUCCUCUCAGCAUGAACAAAACCUUUAAGCCAUCAGGUAUGGGAGACAGCCUGAGGAAGGCCGGAGCAGAGAGCAGUGACUCCAGGACUCCAGAUUUUGGGUCGAAAAGCCCCAAACUCCCCACACGCGUUCUCGCUCCUGUCGUCCCCCCACAUGGGCAGCCGCUGUCACUGGGCAAGGUGAGGCAGGGACUAGGACCUGUCAACUGCUACAGAGGAACCCUCGACUGGGAGGACAAGUGUCGCCUGGAGGUGGUGGAGGAGCAUUCACCUUCGCCGUCUCCCUCCCCGACUUCUGUCACCCCCUCCCUCUGCGGACCUUCCCUGUGUAAGUCGCGGCCUGUCUCUCCCGGCGACAAGACGAGCUUCGUCAGCCAGCUGACCACCGUGGCCAAAAACGUCCUUGGGCCAAUCAAGCUCGGCUCCCAGGAGGGGUCCAAGAACAAAGAUCAGCAGACUAAAGCAGCGGAGGAGAGGCAAGGAAGCGCAGCAGGAAAGUCUGACACUCCUGCUGGAGGUCGAGUGAUCGUUGGGGCGGCCGUGGUGACCAAAAGUCCCGCCGGCUCACCGAUAGAGAGGGCUGCAACAGGUAGCAGCCAGCAGAAGAUGUGACCCCAUGGGGUCCCUAAACGGGACUCUAAUAAAAAAAUGCCUUUUUUUGGAAGAACAAUGCAACAGAAGUCAAGCACUUAAAAACAAUGUACAUUCCAGUUUCAGAGUAUAUAAAAUGUUAUUUAUUGAUUCCAAUUAUUGACUGAUUCUAACUUAAAACCAGGAGUGGAAUAAUCUGUAAAGGUGCAUUAUCUGUUGAUUUUCUAUUAUAAAGUAUUUAAUAAGAAGACUCUUAAUGUAACGUGGAACACUUUAUCAGAUGUAUAUGUGUGUGGGUCUAUGUGAACGCAUGUCAUAUGGUAUGUACUGUACAUGUAUUAUAGGGACAAGAAGGUCAAAAAGUGCUUUACAGAUCAAAACAUGCUGAAAACUGUGAAUACCAAAAUCCAGUCACUCUAUUUUGUCUUUCAACCAGCCCUUUGUUCUUUUCCUGCUUAUCAUACAAGACAAUGAUGAACUGAGUCACAGUCUUAUUGUAAUAUUUACAGCAAAGCAACAUGUCUGACACAUAGUUCUGCUUCAGCAACAAGAUGAUUAAGCUCAUUUCUUCCUCAUGCAGCAGUUUACUGAGUUGCUGUGCACGGUCAGACCAAGUCAAAGCAGGCACUCUGUCAGUGGACGUCACGUCAAGCUCUGUCUGACGCUGGAGAUUUUGGGUGUGUGUGUGUGUGUGUGUGUAUGUGAGAGAGAGAAGAGAGAGAGAGAGAAAAGCCACCUUGGGUCUAUUUCUGGUGGUUCUUGAAGGCUGUGUCCUUCUGCAGAGGAAAGCGUGUUUGACAGAGCUUGGGCUCAGCGCUUAUCUCCCGUUAGCAGGAGGGCCACCACAGCCCGACACACACACAUAAACACACACACUCACACUGGCACAGCAGUGUCAGCAGCUGAUUUUCAUGCAUUUAAAUCCAUGCCCCCGUGGUCCGUGUGAGUGUGUGCGUGUUAAGGAGUGUGUGAGGACGUGUGUGUCUUUUCGAGGGGUAAUUACACUCAGCACGGUUGACUCAGCAAGGGUCACGGCAGAAACCAAACUGGAAAUAAACAUGCAGUUAGGAUCCAGUAGGGAUGGGAAUUACUAAGAUUUUAUUGAUACCAAUGCCUCACAAAUUCUGCUUAUCAGUCCAAUUCUUUAUUGAUUCCUUCCUUCAGCGGCAACUCUUUUAUUAUCUCUGAGUCUGAAGAGGAAAUGAGAGAACAUUUGUACAGCAUAGUGGUUUAGUACUUGAGAUCGGUCUUUCUGAAGGUCUUGUCUCAGUCUCAGACAAAGAAGACUCAGGAUAAAGUGUGUCAUUAACUUACACAUUUUCUGAUUCUUAACAUCACUAUAAUUGGAUGUAAAACUUCCUAUUUCAAAUGCAACCAAUAACUUGGCCUAUUCCUAAUUUGAAAUGUGUGUUAUUGUUAACAUCCCCAUUUCACAAGCAGCACUGUUGUCAUCUGUUUUUGUGAAAUGAAGCCACACUUUGGACAGUUUUGUCCUCCCUCCCACAACUCUUAUUGCAAGUUUCCAGACACACAAGUUUGACGUCAUUGCGAGAAAAACAUGCUGGCAUGGAUAAAGGGAAUUCACAAGCUCUGAGGUGUACAAUUAUGAUGAAUCGUACAAUUUGAAACCACUUUUCAAUUGAAACCGCUUCUCUGUUCCUGUCCCUCGGAUCCAGUCAGAGUUACAGGCUUUGCUGAAUGCUUUGCUACUUUAUAAACAAAUCACACAUGCACAGUGAUGAUAACUUAUGUGGAUAUAAUAUAAAUAUAUAUAUUUAAAAAAAAUGUAAGCACAUAUACAGUGAACCCAUGUGUUGUUUUGAGCCAAACCAGGAGAAGCAGGCAGUCAUGGAUGUAGCAUACUGUAAUGUGUUUGUUAAAGGGCUCUUUAGCUGAGGUAGGAUUGUGGGUAUGGGCAUGGUACAGUUUAGUAUAUCACAAUGAACCUGUUGCUGUAAAAACAAGGUCAUCUGCAGUAUAAUCAGAAUGUUAGGUCAUUAGGUAACAAGCUUAGGUAGUCAAGGUUUGAUUCAUGUAAAGCUCACAUUUUGCUAUGUAACAUACUGAUAAAGGUUUUGGAUAUAAUCUCAGCAGGAGUGCUGAGAAGGAUAAAGUGUUCACUGGAAAAACGACUCUCCUCCCACUGCUAGUAUUCAUCCCAAGUUCAUUCCCAGUAACUAUCCAGUGUACAUAAUCUUAUGCAAAUCAUUUACAGCUGUGUGUGAGGACUGCUGUCACUGUACUGCUACUAGGUGGUUUAAUGAAGAAAGUUUCUGGGGUUAAAUCCUUCUUUGAUUGGAUGCAUCAUUUUCUGACAGUGUUUGAUUAAAUCGACUUUGAUUCUUCUAUCAGCUCAAACGUAAACAGAUUCAACCAACAAACAGAAACUUCACACAGAGGCAGUAGUUUAAAGACGUACAUUUAUUUUCGAGUCCAAAAGGGAAAACGUUUAAAGUUUGUUCUCCAUCUGUUUUGCGUGAUACUUCCUGCACAGUUCUGUUGAGAGCUUGUUGUUCUACAUUGUUUUGGUUUUUAUCUGUCUUAAAAAAUUAAAACAAUGAGCUGGAAGCAGCUAAAAGCUGUGCACAGCUACAAAGUAGGAAGUUGUUUUGUGGUAUUGGCUGAUGUUUUUUUUUUUAAGAAAAUCAGUCAUUACUAUUAAAAUUACGUUUUUUAAAGGAUUACUUCAGCCAUUUGUAUAUCGAUUACUCACCCUGUGUUACUUUAAAUUCUUGUUCGUUUUAGAGAUCCCAAAACUAAGAAAAUUCCUAAUAAAUUGAAGUUAAUAGAGGCCACUUUUAACAGCAAAAAUGUUAUCAAAUCAUCAGUUUAAUAACUCUAACACAGCUUCUGCAGGAUUAUCCAAGUCACAUUUUUCCAGCUGUAUGCUCAGAACUUUUCAAACAAAUGCAUUUUUACUAACAUCUUAUUAUGCAAAAAAACAUUCUAUUUAAAACACUUCAACAUAAACAGUUUCACGCCUGCAAAGUUUUAAAUAGUGAGGUUUUGCAGACUCCAUUUAUUUUAAUUCAACACGGAUUUUCUCCAUUUUUAGAUUCUAAUUCUCCAUGCAGGCAUGCAUGAAAAACUAAAUUAAUCAAUUAGGUAGCACAAUGCGAGUAAUUCAGAUAACAAAUAAUACUUUUGGGGGUGAAUAAUUUCUUUAAUGCAAUAUAGAUUGAUUUGAAUCUAUUUAAAAGGAUGUUGUCGAUCCAUCCUCAAAUCUAACAUUACAAAGAUUGUCACUGUACUCUACUGCCCUCCAGUGGGUUAAAACAUCAACUGCUAAACAUGUUUUCAUAAAUUGUUCAUCAAUAAUCCACUGGAGUGAGAGUUUCUCUAAUGGAGCCAAGACCAGUAAAACACUGCAGUAAUUAGCCAUAGGGUUACUCAAUAUGCAUUUAUGUUUCUAUGACAAAAUAUUUGCAGUAAUUAUCAAAUGAACACUUGAAACAUGAAUUUAUUGCUUUUCUGUUGUUGUGUUCUUCACGUGACUGUUAAUUAUAUCUUCUGGAAUAGGGAUUGACAUUUUUAAUAUGAUAUACUGUCUUAUAUAUUCUACUGAUAGGAUGGAGUUCUUUUAUAUCUUGAUGUAAUAAACAAGUUGUCAGGUGAGCUCUGAGCACCUGAUUCAGAAAACUAACUGUAAUGUAAUCUUAUACAGCUUUUCUGCCCACUUUCAGGCAUUUUCCCAAUCAAUGGUGUCUAUACUAGUGUUACAUGUUUGAGAAUUUCUUUUUUUUCUAUUUGUGAUUGACAGAGAGAGUAGAAUAAAUGCACUUUAUUUGAGGAAAAAAAAUCUUAAUUUGAUGGUAUUGUUUGUAAGUUACUUUGAAGAAAAAUAUACUGUAUACAAAUAUGGAUUCUACAAAUGAACACUAAAGUCCAAAUAUAAAAACAUUCCACAUUUCUCUGUUCACUGAAAACUGUAUUUAUUUGUACAAUGGGGCAUUUUUUGUUUGUGAUAGAUGUGAUUCAAAUGCAGACACCUGAAGUGCAGUAUGUGGAAUAAAAUUCUGAGAUUUGUUCCAAAA